AUACCCUUGUGAAAAUUUGUGCAAACAUAUGUCUUCGUAUACUCAUCCAGAUGUAGAUCUGCUCAUGUGUAUAGAUAUGUUUCUAGAUCCAUGUAUUUAUAUAUAUAUAUAUAUAUAUAUAUAUAUAUAUGCAAGGGUAUAUGGAUAUGUAUGCGUUGCACGUAGAUGUGCGUACACGUACAAGUAUGCAUAUAUAUAUAUAUAUAUAUAUAUAUAUAUAUAUAUACAUAUAUAUAUAUAUAUGUAUUUGUUUUUAUUUAUACAACAGUUAUAAGUGUAUGUCCCUGCAGGGGCGUUUUUGUAGGAUACGUCGCGCGUUCAGAUGUUGAUUUGGUUUCGGUUGAGACUUCUUUUCCUCAUUUUUAAAAAUUUUUUCUGCGAAAACAAGGCUAACUGCUUUGAGAGGCGAGUCGUCGUCGUGCGGCAAGGGGUUCCUGGUGACGAAGGAAAUGCAGCGUAUGUCUGGAUUUUUCGUUUCUUCGUCUCGUCCCGAUUCGCUGUUUUCUCUGAAGGAGAUUUACUUUCAGAGAUGCAGUUCAAUUCCUUCAAAAAGCAAAACCGCAAGCCCAGCCUCUGUGCUGUGUCGAAGGAACAAACGCAGCGAACUCCGAAUGAGUGUUUUCUUCUUCCCCUCUGUCCAGACGCUCAGUUGCUUCUCCAAUUUCUUUUCACUGAGAGAUGCUGCUUUUCUCUCUCGCGCCAGAGCAGGCCCUCCGCCGCCAUCUCUCCCCUGUCGCUCUCUUUCGAGUCUGCGGUCUUCGUGUCUUUCCUUCGUCAUCUCUCUUGCCUUUCUUGCUGUCUCUCUUCUCUCUUGUCCUCGCCCUCCGCGCCCGCUGGAAGACAGCCUGAACAUGCACUUUUGUCGGUUUCAGCUUUCCUCGUUCCCUCUCAGUUUCCUCUUUCCAAGAUGCUCGUUUCUGCGGCCUUCGACUUGCCUCUCUGACGUUUCCUGGCUCUGUUUUCUUUCUAAAACCUUCACGAUUUUUCCUCUAGCCUUCUCGAACUCUACUAAGUUCAGACGGACUCCAUAGCCCAUGUUUCUCU
This is a messenger RNA of Toxoplasma gondii ME49, 1044 nucleotides long. RefSeq lists its product as hypothetical. The transcript has a single exon. The record is from RefSeq and is a predicted model, not a curated record. Lineage: Eukaryota; Apicomplexa; Conoidasida; Eucoccidiorida; Sarcocystidae. Bases 323 to 943 code for a protein of 206 amino acids.